Gadus macrocephalus (Pacific cod) is the source of this 895-nucleotide messenger RNA. RefSeq lists its product as uncharacterized. The coding region runs from base 22 to 825 and encodes 267 amino acids. The transcript has 4 exons. Lineage: Eukaryota; Metazoa; Chordata; Actinopteri; Gadiformes; Gadidae. The record is from RefSeq and is a predicted model, not a curated record.
UGUGCGAGCGCGAGUAGGUCUAUGGCUGUGUCCCAAUUCCUAGGACGCAUCCUUCGAAGGCUGCAUUCGAAGGAUGCGUCGACGCCGAUUGCGUCACAGCGUCGCGCCAAGUGCUGUCCCAAUUCCAAGGGUCCUUCAAAUGCGGCCUACGAAUGCAGCCUUCUUUUCCCGGAUUUGAAGGAUGCAUCGGCUGUAUCCUUCGCGGCCCAACGUAUCCCAAGAUCCUUCACGGCCCAACGUAUCCCUCCCAAGAUUCAUUGCGCAUUCAAUCCAAAAAAUAAAACAACAAUGGCGGAGAAUGUGGAUUUGACUUUUUCAUUUAAAUGGAGCAAGGAGCAUACUGCUCAAUUUAUCAAACUCAGGGGGGAGAACGACGAGCUCUUCACCGGGGUGAAACAUUCGGCGAGUGUGGCUUGGGGGACAAUUCUGGAGAAAAUAGGCCUGCAGGGGAAUGAUUGCAAGUAUCCAGGGUCAGGAGAGGGGGUAGGUGGGAAACCCACUGCUGCCACUUGGCCCUGGUUUGUCCUCAUGGAUGAGGUAUUGGGACAGAGGCAUUCCACCAACCCCCCUGUCCUAAUUGCCUCCAUCCCUGAGGACACACCAGGGCCAAGUACGGCAGUGGUGGAUUUGGAGGUGGAGGAGAAGGAUGAGGAGGAGAGCAGGUCCAGGAGGAGGUCCAGAAAGAGGGACAGAGAGGACGAAAUGUUCGAAUUGAUUAAAGAGGACAUGAGGCUGAACAGGGAGGCAGAGGAGAGAAGAGCCCAGGAGAGCAGGGAGAGAAUGGACCGUUUUUUUUCAAUUUUGGAGCGUAUUGCUGACAAAUAAUUUCAGUUCUGUUAACAUUGUUUAUUAUUAUUAUUUAACUUAUUUUACUAUUUAUUAUUUAACUUAUUUA